CUUCCGUUGUGAUCGGAUAUAGGCAAAUAGUCACGACUUUAAAUUUAUUUAAUUAAUAAUAAUUCUUUGUUUUUAAUUAUAAAAAUGUUACGUUUGAUAUUAUUGACGGCGUUGAUUUUGAGUUUAUCAAUUGACGAUAUACGUUGUGAUCCGAUUGGUAAUAACAAUGAUGAACAAUUUAAUUGCACAGAUGGUACCAGUAUUGAAUAUAUAGAUCUAUGCAAUGGUAAAAAGGAUUGCAACGAUGGUUCUGAUGAAUUUUUGUAUAAUGAUAUCACCAAAAGCUAUUGUGGAAACCAGAGUUGCCCAAAUAAUUAUGUCAAGUGCAAUUAUGGUGCUUGCAUACCAAUUACACUCCUAUGCAAUGGCGUUAAGGAUUGUGCUGAUGGAUCGGAUGAGUGGAAUUAUAAUUGCACGGAUCAUCCAGAAUAUCCUGACGAGUGGAAAGCGUGUGAGUCCGGCAAUUUUAUUGAAGCAAAUAAAUUUUGCGAUGGAAAAAUCGAUUGCCUUACUGCUAAAGGCAAAGAAGAAAACAUUGAUAACAGCGAUGAAAGGCCUUUUCAGUGUCUUUUAAAGUCAUGUUCCCCACACAAAAACUUUCGUUGUGAUUAUGGAGGAUGCAUAAAGAAAUCUAAAAUUUGUAAUCACUUUAAAGAUUGUAUUGAUGGUUCGGAUGAGAAAGAUUGUGAAUACGAAGACGCAAAAGAUACACCUAGAGCACAAAAAGAGGGCUGUGAAAUUAAAGCCAAUCAAAAUUACAAUAUAAGAAAUCAGAACCAGAACUCUAAUGUUUACACCGGAGCGGUUGACCGGGUUUCCGUCGACACACGCAUUUCUAUUAGAUGUAAAAAUAACUAUGUCUUCUCUAAUGGCUUAUCACAGCAGUACAGAAUAUGUACAAAAAAUGGUUGGGAUCAUCCUCUUCCAAAAUGCAUUAAAUAUUGCGAUGAGAGAAUUCUAUAUAUCAGCAAAUCUACAAAGGUGGAGUGCAUACAUAGUCAUCAGACUGUUGAUUGUAAAAAUAUAGUACCCGGUACGAUUGCAAGAGUAAGCUGUGCCGAUGGUUAUCAAAUGCCGGAUACAAUAAGCGAUUCCGAGCAAUAUGCGAUGACCUGCACAUCAGAGGCAAAAUGGGAUAAACACAAAAUAAACUGUGAUCCCGUUUGCGGUCAUCAAGUGAGUUCCUCUAUCCCAAGUGCAUCAGAUGCGCCAUGGCAUGUGGGUGUCAAAACAUAUAUAAAUCAAACGUGCGGAGGUACUAUUGUGUCACCAAAAAGUGUGAUAACUGCUUUACAUUGUGUCCAAGAUGAAGAUAUUAUGACGCUGAACGAAACCGAUGUUACCGUAGUAAUCGCUGGAGAUUUAAAAAAUGGAAAUAUUCAUAUUUUUACAGUCAACGUGUCGGAGAUCAUCGAUGGAGGAGACAUCGAUGUUGCCCUACUAAAGCUAAGCGAAAUACUUACUUUGAGUAUGAACACAAGACCGAUUUGUUUUACUAACGCCGAAGCUAUUACAAAAUCCAAUCGAGCAUUUCUUCAUAGUUGGACGAAGAAUGAAAACAAAUUUGGCGAUGUAUUUAACAAAACCGAACUGCAAGUAUUACCGAAUGCUGAUUGCAGCGCGAAUUUGAAUCAGACCUAUAUGUGUGUGCGACGAAAAUAUAAACUUCAUACAAAUGGCACACUAUGCGAAGGAGAUAGUGGAGCCGGAAUUAUUGUGGAAAAUGAUGGCGUUAACUAUAUAAUUGGUAUACUCAUUCAUAAACCCUCCCGCAACGCAGGCUGUACAAACGAGCCUGUCGUUGGCACUGUAUUUAACCAAAUACCAGAGAAACUUUAUAAAAGCAUUCAAGAUGACAAAGAAAGCAAAUAUAUUUAUAUAUUGAAAUGAAAAAAUGUAUGCGCAUAUGUAAUUGUAAAUGUUUUUAAAAUAUAUGCAAAGAUUUUAUA
Molecule: messenger RNA, 1949 nt
Organism: Zeugodacus cucurbitae (melon fly)
Lineage: Eukaryota; Metazoa; Arthropoda; Insecta; Diptera; Tephritidae
Product: modular serine protease-like
Exons: 7
Coding region: 85-1890 (601 amino acids)
Biological process (GO): proteolysis
Cellular component (GO): plasma membrane
Molecular function (GO): protein binding; serine-type endopeptidase activity
Source: RefSeq, a predicted model, not a curated record